This is a messenger RNA of Closterium sp. Naga37s-1, 3477 nucleotides long. The record is from the annotation of a GenBank genome assembly. NCBI's taxonomy places the organism in Eukaryota, Viridiplantae, Streptophyta, Zygnematophyceae, Desmidiales, Closteriaceae.
AUGCCAGUUACCAUCGGUCACGCGGUGGAUGCCAACGGGGAGUUAGUUCCGCCGGCGGGUCCCAGCCCCUCCAGCGAGAGCGGAAGCGCCCGCUCCUUCAAGCCCGUCCGCACAAAGGAGCCGCGCAAGUCCACGUCCGUCGGCACGUCCUCGUCGCGCUCGUCGCGCGCCUCACAGCCAGCCAGCCUCCGCGUGCCCAAGUCGCCUCGCUCCAAUGCCUCCUCCUCCUCCCCCGACCAGCCUACUGCUACUAACGCCGUAGAUCAAUCCAGUACCCGCGAGCAGUCCGCGCGUACCGGCGGCUCGCAAAGCGGUAGCUCCCGACGGUCACGCCAUAAGGCGAACUCUUCCGCGGACUCGCUGUCGUGCGCCUCCGCCGUCACCACGGCGUCGGACGAUGGCGUGGGCGACGCGGCGGAGUUUGCAGCAGCACCCGCGGAACCACCUUCCACCACCGCCUCGUCCGCGCCUACCGCUUCCGGGCGCAAGAGCGCGGCUUCGAAGAAGGAGCGGGUGGCGGAACCGGAGUUAGACGUAGAGGGUGGGAACGAGGGAGAGGGGGAGGACGGGGGCGGGGGAGAGCGGGAGGGGGAAGGGGAGGAGGAAGACGAGGAUGAGGCGCCGGCUUUGCAGCGCGUGCAACGAUCCACCACGGCUCCGCAUUACGAGCGCGUUAAAGGCGCCGCGGUCGGGGACGAGCCGCGGCCGAUGCGCGUGAGCACGAGCUACGACGCGCGGGGCAAGCGAGGGCUGUUACUUUCGCCGAACACACAUCGCGUGGUUUCUUUCGCCAGCGACGUGAAGCUUCCUGAAGGAUUCGAGAGCGAGGAUGCCGAAGCGUUUAGCCGCAACAGCACGGGGGGGUUGGUGGGGUAUCAACAGGUUGGGGGCUUGCCGCGCCCGUUAUCGGCACCUUCGUUAAUUGCGCAACUGAACUCCAUGCUGACGCCGUCAAGAUCCGUGGGGAGUUUCACGGAAAGCGUUGGUGUCAGCGGAAUCGCGGUGUACGUGGGGCCCAAGAUGCAACUGUUCCGAGUGACCAGGACGCUGCUCACGAAGAUCCCCUUCUUCCGCAAGCAGCUGGAGACCACCGCGCCAGAUGGCAAGCUGCAGGCGCCAGAGGAUGCAUUGGAGGAUGAGGAGGUGUCGUUCAUGCUGGACUGUGAUGAAGCCACCUUCUCCCGUGUGCUCACCGUCGUACAAUACCACAGUCUCGAAGCCCUCCCUUGGAUGAACGACGAGGAUUUCUUCCGUCUGCGCUCCGAGCUCGACUUUCUCGGCAUCACUCUCCCGCCCGGCUCGCCCUGGCACCACCUCCCCUGGAAGGACGAGCGCAAGGCCGCCGCCGCCUCUGCCGCUGCUGCCGCCGCCGCCGCCGCUUCCGGCAUUCUCAACCCCGCUGCUGCCGCUCUCACCGCUGGGUACACUUCUAGUUCGGAUACGGAGGAGAUUCGGGAGGUGCGCGGCGGGGCGGCGGCGGGGGGAGGGAUGGCCGGAGGGCUGGCUGGAAUGAUGGGGGCGAUGGUGGGUGGGGGAAUGGGAGUUGGGGGAGGAGCGGGAGGCAUGGGAGGCAUGGGAGGAGCGGGAGCGGGAGCGGGAAUGGGAGUGGGAACCGGAGUGGGGGGGAAGGGGUUUGGGACGGGAAGGGCGUCGCUGAUCAGUGCACGGUCCAUGGUGCGGCGCAGUGUGGUGGUGGGGGGAGGGGGGCCUGAGGCCUCGCCGGGGGCUGGAGGCGGGAUGGGAGCGGGAAGGGCGGCGGGAGGAGCGAAAUCGCUGGUGGAGGAGGACAGGCUGGACGUGGUUUACCGUCACGGCAGCGACACGGCAGCGGCGUGCACGUGCUUUGGCACCAAGGAGGCGGACGGCCACUCGCACUGGGUGGUGUCUCUCUUCCACGGCCACGUCUUCUGCGCCUUCUGUGGCCGUGCACCCACGUGGCAUCCAAAGCUCUUUGCCGACAUCUUUCUGCUCGCUGCCCUUCCCCCUGCGCCUACCCAGGUCAGUCACUCCCCGUCUCCCCCACCUCUCUGCCUGCCCUCGUCAUUCCCUACUCUCUCCUCCCCCCCCUCUGCCUGCCCUGGUCAUUCCCCUCUCUCUCCUCCUCCCCCUCUGCCUGCCCUGGUCAUUUCCUUCUCUCUCCUCCCCCCCUCUGCCUGCCCUGGUCAGUUCCCUUCUCUCUCCUCCCCCCCCUCUGCCUGCCCUGGUCAGUUCCCUUCUCUCUCCUCCCCCCCUCUGCCUGCCCUGGUCAGUUCCCUUCUCUCUCCUCCCCCCCUCUGCCUGCCCUGGUCAUUCCCUUCUCUCCUCCCCCCCCUCUGCCUGCCCUGGUCAUUCCCUUCUCUCUCCUCCCCCCCUCUGCCUGCCCUGGUCAUUUCCUUCUCUCUCCUCCCCCCCUCUGCCUGCCCUGGUCAGUUCCCUUCUCUCUCUCCUCCCCCCCCUCUGCCUGCCCUGGUCAGUUCCCUUCUCUCUCCUCCCCCCCUCUGCCUGCCCUGGUCAUUCCCUUCUCUCCUCCCCCCCCUCUGCCUGCCCUGGUCAGUUCCCUUCUCUCUCCUCCCCCCCUCUGCCUGCCCUGGUCAUUCCCUUCUCUCUCCUCCCCCCCUCUGCCUGCCCUGGUCAGUUCCCUUUUCUCUCCUCCCCCCCUCUGCCUGCCCUGGUCAUUCCCUUCUCUCUCCUCCCCCCCUCUGCCUGCCCUGGUCAUUCCCUUCUCUCCCUUCCCUUCCCCCCGCCUGCCCUGGCCAGUCCCCUUCUCUCCCCCACCUAUGGCUACAAAGACCCUCUCGUCGCCCCUGGCUGCCCAGAUCACUCCCGCUCUCCUCCCCCGCUUUCUUCCCCCCUCUCGUUUGUUCUGUUUCCUUUGUUGUCAUGUCAACACCACACCGCGCGUUUCUGGAGCUGCAAGUUUGCUACAUGGGCAACCCUCAGUAUCCCACCCUUCCCUUCUGCCUUCGCCUCCCCCUCUCCCCCCCCUUCCCCUCCUUCCCCCUCCCCAUUACCCCGGCCUCCCCUUCUCCCCCCCCUGUCUGCAGCGAGUCUCCCUGGAGCCGUCUUUCUACUACGUGGGCAUCCAACAACAUCCCCCCUCUCCCUUCUUCGUCCCCCUCCCCAUCCCGCACCCCCCUUCCCCCCUUCUCCCCCACUCCCCUCCCCCAGCGCGUCUCCCUGGAGCCGUCUUUCUACUACGUGGGCAACCAAGAAAGAGGGUGUGUGACUACAUGGCCGGUGACUCUCCUCCAGACCCCUUUUGUGGACGGGGCGCUGGUGCCGGCACUGUUGUACCUGCUCCUUCUCUCUAACCCCCCAAUGAUCUCCCCCACCACACUUCUCACUCCCUUUAUCUCCUCACCCCCUUUAUCUCCCCCAAUGAACUCCCCCUCCUCGCCCCCACACCAGCUGGUGGCAGCGCUGGCUGCAGCAACAGUGCCGGCAGCAGCCGGGGGCGUUCCCCACAACCCUGGGGGGGGGCGAAGCAGUGCUGGGUGA